UUCCACUCCAAAGUGUUCCAAUCAUGUUGGGCGGGCAGAACAAUGUUGACGGGGGACAAACACUGAACAAAAAUCAACAGCAACAAACCAUAAGAGAAUUUGGUACUGUGGAAAAUCAUCAAACAUUCUACAAUGACACCAUUCAGAAAAUUUGGGAAGGCAGUCAGAGUUUAUUGGAGACGGACUACCUGGACUAUAACCACAAAACCGGACUGUUGCGUCAAAGGCUGGGUAACACCAAGGGUAUCUUUGAGAACAUGGCUCUACCUGACACUUACCUUCAUGACUACUUUUCACAGAAAGCAGUUCUUGCAGAGGCAGUGAAGGAUGAUUUGUUGGAUUUUAAUUAUGAAGGUCAAGGCUCCCCUGCUGGUUCAGUGGGAUGCUGCAGCCUCCUGGAGUCUGACAAUGACCUACAGUUCUUAAACGAUUUGGGGACAAAGUUCAAGAUUCUGGCCGACAUCUGUUUGCCUCCAACGCCUAAAUCAACAACGACAUUCAAAGAAGUUCUUCCAUCUGAGCCAGUUUUUAAGUCCCAAACUAAGCACACGGUUGACAUGAAAAAUAUGAAUACAAGAGUAGAAAAUGAGGUAACCACUGUUGACACCCCCAAACUGCCUCCGACGCAACACUCCUCCACGACACUUUCUCAGACUAACGUAACUAACUUCAGUCAUUCUGCUAACAUUAACCAUUCUGCUAAUAUUAACCAUUCCUCUAACGUUCAUCACUCUUCUACUUUGCCGUCUAUGCCAAUCCAGACUGUUGUCCUACAGCAACAGCCCAUGUACUAUACAACCAACUCUGUCCUACAGCCGGUGCAAUAUGUGGUGAACCCCCAGCUGCAGUCCACGGUUCUUCUAGCAGAUGGGACCCCUGGGUCAAAUUACCAGGGUCUGUAUGUAGUCAGUGGAGCCCACAGUCCUCCUGGAAUUAAUCUACCCAAAAAGUCAUCCUCUGGUCUACUCUCCAAAGGAGUCGAGAGUCCUCAAAGCCCUGGUAGCCCUACCAAUGUAGGCAGCCCUAAGCAGUUAGUACCAGGAGGUCCCAGUGUGGAUGGCUGGAAGGUAGUGGGGCCAAAUCCAGACGGUAAUUAUACAAUAGUAAAACAGAAGAAAAAGAAGCGUUCAGCCUCUUUUAAGGGUUCUUCACCCAAAGAUGCUGUACUGGUCAAAGAGGCCGCUUCCCCUCAGGGGACAUUAGUUACAGCGGCCUUGGGAAGUGUGAGUGGCAUUCUGCCACGUCACACUGUGGUUCAAGACGGGAAUGUUAUUACUUUAAAUCAAACUGGGCAAACGUGGGUUGGACUGCCGGAGCCAAUGGGAUUAGGACCAAUGACUGCUUUAGGAGUUGGUGUUGAGCAACAAAGUGUGGCUAGUGUUGGGACAGUUGGUGUGAAUCAGUUUCAUAAAGUUUCUUUAGAAAAAAGAGAAAUCAGGGCUGUUGAAAGUACAUCUAUACCUCAUUAUCAAGGAACAGGCAAAACAGUCAAGGUUAGAGAACUGAAGAUUUAAUCUCCAGAGAGUGUCCCAUGUGAGAAUCAGAAACAUCUCAAGGGUUAAAGGUUUGAGAAGCUGAUUCAUGACAGGAAAUUAUUAAAAGUACCAUUCCAAAGGUAUCAAGUGACGGAGCAGGCGUCCAUUGAUUGAUGAGCAACUAUGAUGCAGAUAUUGUGUUGUUGAUGCUAAAUUAGAAGGAGAGUGGUGUUCAGAACGUCACAUAGUCAUAAUGUUAAGUCAAUGUUUGGGUACUUAGGUACAACUGUGUGUCAUCUGCGUAAAGUUGUAUUUGUGUACUGUGGUGGUGGACAAAUGAUAUAUUAAUACUUGACUUAGAUGAUUGAGAUUGUUAUUAUUUGAUCGAACAAAUCAGAAAAACAUCUGGUUCAAAAUGUGGAGAGAAAAUGAAGCUGUUUGAUGUAAACUCUCACACGAAUCAGGUUUGUCACUGUUUCCUUCCUCUAAGUUGAUUAGGAUAAGUCAAACCUGACAUCACAGGUUGAUGGAACUCAGGAUUAGAUGGAUGACAGACACCACUCUGUUUGAAUGAAAACUUUGUUGGUCAGGCUCUAAAGCAGUCUGUUUGAAUACUUGCUAAACCUACUCUUGGUGUUACCACAUAGUAGCUGCAACACUUUGCCUUUACUGCCCCUCAAUAACCUCAGGCUUUACUACAUUUUCCUAGCAGAAACCAGCAGCUGCAUCUUCACCGAGGCAACUGUUUCUACUGAAAUUUCUGGCUUUUUUUAUUUUAUUUUUUUUGCAUUAACUUGUUCUGAAAAUUGAGUAUUGUCAGAUUUAUGAGGAUUCCUUUUUGUGAUUGCAUGGGGGAGGUGAGGGGUGAGGAUAUGGGAUUAUAUUACCUAUCACAUAGUACCAGUGAUUACAGUCCCAUUACUUGGUUAACGUGAAUAAAUGUGUCAUUGUACAUUGAUUAAAGUGUGUUGUAAGAUUUUUUUAUAUUGGUUUUCACAUUUUGUUCAUAUUUACCUCCAACAUGUGGGCAGAACACCAAUUUAUUGGCACACAUUGGUACAAACUUGGCACUGGAUGGAGGUCAUUGGUUUACAUGUGGCGCUGGAAGGCAAAAAAAAAAAAACUGCAGACGACAACAACACACAGGGUCUACUGUAAGGAUUCACCAUUGACAUGGCAGGAAGCAGGUGGGACCCAAAUGCAGUACUGGAGAGACCCUUUCUAGUGCAGGUAGUUUAUUUGAAAGUGCAAGGCCAAAACAACAAAAACUCACUUCUUCACAAAACCAGGAACAAGGCAUAAACCAGACAAGGAACGAACUACUAAGUACAAACUAAGAACUCGAAGCACACACUAAGCUGAGCACAGGAACAGCUACAAUGAUCCAGGACAGAGCGAGAGAGAGGUAUAUAUACAAAGGGCACCAGGUGAUACGAGUGAGACUAAUCACAGAGACACAGGUGAGUGUGAUCACACUGAUUACCCCACACAACAGAUAGACCUGACAGUCUACGUCCAAACAAUUGGAGCUUAAAUAAAUAUUCAGUUAAUGUGCAACAUUUACAAACAACUUUCUGAUUUCUUAAUGCACAUUUAUACACUCAUCCAGCUCUUGAUGUCAUUGGAGUUUCAAUUUACAUUGAAAUGAAAAUAUAUUGUUUUAUGGCUUUAGUUUUGAACCAACAACUGUCAAAAAAUCAACAUGUUCUAAAUUGUAUCGUAUUUCUUCUUGAGCCUGCUGUCACAUGUGAUUGUCACAUCUGCCUUGUUAUUAUUCUUCUGAUGCUGCUGCGGUUGAAUUCAACUUCAACAGUGUCAGGUUGGUUAAUCACUGCCUUAUCAGACCCAGUCAGGGAGUUCCGACAGAGACAGAUUGGAAUACAUGAAAAUUGAUUCACAAAGAGACAGUUCAUUGGCCGGUCAUAACAUCUGAAUCUUUACAUCUUAAACCAGUCAUGGAAACACAUCUCCAUGAGAUCUUUGUUGAUAGUGUGGACCAGAUGUGUGUCUUAAAGAAGCCUGAAUGCUGAGAAUGACUGAACCCUUUCGUUCUCAUGUCACCAGGCAUUUGCUCUGUUUUGCCUCGAGGGCUUUUCUGUGCAGCUGUCAUGCCACCACCUACAUUUCACUUAAUUAAAUCACCUUGGCAUGAAGAGCAGUGACAAGCUUGCUGUCUCCCAGCCCCAUCAAUAGAAAGCUGCGCCUUUGAUGUGCAGCACCGUUGACGGGAGGCCACCUUCUGUAAAUGUGUCUUUUAGUAUACCUUAAAGUAUACAGAAGAACCCACAGGCAACGGAUCACUUCUGAACCUAGGGUGUGAUAGGAACCAUUGAUUAGGCACUCAGCAUUUUUCAAAGAUGUCAAGGAACCCAUAACUACAGCAGUGUUUUGUGGAAUUACUUCUAGUAAUGGUAAAAAAAAAAAUAAAAAAAAAAGUUCAUUGGAAAUUUGUAUAAUGAAUGAUCUUGUAGUUUCAACUUGCUCAAAAUUCAGUCAGUUCUGUGUGGAACUUGGGCCUGUUUAGUUGAACAAAACUCUUAUACACUAGAAAAACAUACUGGAUCACUUCAUUAUUUUUCAGUGUUUUGCUUGUCAAAGUAUUAACAGUAAUAAAAAAUAUUUUUCAGACCAAUUAGGGUAAACUCAGUGGUUGGAAGAUCAUUACCUGAAGCAAAGACUUAUUAUCUAUAUUUCUUGCCAGUUUAAAUUCAAUUACAUUUUAUUUAUAGAGCACAUUUCAUAC
This is a messenger RNA of Cynoglossus semilaevis (tongue sole), 4218 nucleotides long. RefSeq names its product desmoglein-1-alpha-like. Gene Ontology annotation, molecular function: calcium ion binding. Gene Ontology annotation, cellular component: membrane. The transcript has 2 exons. The record is from RefSeq and is a predicted model, not a curated record. The coding region runs from base 24 to 1514 and encodes 496 amino acids. Gene Ontology annotation, biological process: homophilic cell-cell adhesion. Lineage: Eukaryota; Metazoa; Chordata; Actinopteri; Pleuronectiformes; Cynoglossidae.